CCAGUUCUCGCGCUGCGAGCGUCAAGUGCGGUUGUCUCCACGUCGCUCUCACCAAAGUUUCCGCGCGAAAGUUUUCACGUAAAUAAAAGUGACAAGAUAAUUUUACAAUAGUGUCAAAACAGUGUUUGUAUUAUUAAGAUUUGUGUAAAAGUGGGCCUUCCGACUUAUGACCGACAUUUCGAUUUGUAUAACACCAAGAAAUGCCGCCAACGUAAAAACAAAACAAUGUGAAAAUAUGAAUUGACCACAUGAUUUCAACAACCAACUACACACACACAGUGACACAUGUGAACACACUACAAUACGACUGUAGAAACAUAACAUAUAACUACAAAAAUGCAACACAUAACUGCACCUUCGAAACUGGUGAAGAAUACGACCAUCACGGCUUUGGGAAGACGAACUUCUCCAAUGCGACAUACGCGAUGUCGAACGACAAUUUUACGGAGUACGCAGAAAUUCCGUAUUACAUAAAAGCGACUUCUAUGACUUUCUGUAUAGUGAUAAUGUGUCUUGGUGUGAUAGGGAAUGUGAUGGUCCCAAUAGUGAUACUAAAGACUAAGGAUAUGAGGAACUCGACGAAUAUUUUUCUGGUGAACUUGAGCAUUGCGGAUUUGAUGGUCCUGUUGGUUUGUACGCCGACUGUGCUGGUCGAGGUCAACUCGAAGCCGGAGACUUGGGUGCUUGGGAAGGAGUUAUGUCUGGCAGUACCCUUCGUGGAGCUGACAGUGACUCACGCAUCAGUCCUCACAAUCCUAGCCAUCAGCUUCGAGCGAUACUACGCCAUCUGCGAACCCUUGCGAGCUGGGUACGUCUGCACAAAGACGAGAGCAACCCUCAUUUGCGCGCUGGUCUGGUUCUUCGCGGCACUGUUUACCAGUCCAAUCCUGGCCAUCGCCGAGCACCACACGAUCACUCGCGGUGACGGCUCCUCUUACACCCAGUGCCUCACGCAAGCCGUCACCUACUGGCAGAUCACAUUCUUCAUCGCCAUCAUCAUUCUUCUCUACGUUCUACCUCUUAUCAUCCUCAUAGUAUUAUACAGCGUUAUAGCCAAAAAUCUCAUCACGGCCGCUUCUAAAGUAGUCAUGAACAAAACCGUUGAUCCGUACAACACUAGAGCUAGGAAACAAGUUAUUUUAAUGCUUGGAACUGUUGUGUUAUGUUUCUUUUUAUGUCUCAUGCCUUAUAGGGCCCUUACUCUAUGGAUCAUCAUCACCCCCGCCGAAUUCUACGAUGAUGUUAGCCCAGAAAAGUGGUACAACAUACUUUAUUUCGCAAGGGUCAUGCUUUACAUAAAUUCGGCGAUCAAUCCUAUACUUUACAAUUUGAUGUCUUCGAAAUUUCGUAUCGGGUUUUGUAAAGUAUGCGUGUGUUAUAAAAGAAAGUUAGAAGAUAAGACAAGAAGGGCUCAGAGGACUAUUACAAACGGAUCCACAACGAGUAGCAGUUUGACACGAACUACAAACAGUUUGAAGAAACUUUUCAGUCAGCGCAGCAGUAUCGACCGUACUGACACAGAAUCUGAGAGUAAAGAAGAAAUAGAGAAAGGUCUAUUUGACAGAAUAUUUACGAACAAAACAUUUGUCAGACAGCAAUCGGCUCCCGUUUGCUCAAACACGAAUACAAAGCCGAUUAUAAACAGGAUGAGGAGUGAAGGAAACAUUGAGAUAACUGAAGUAGUUGACGUAGAACAUAAAAUUGAUCCAAUAGAUAGUAGCAAGUUUAUCGGUCAUUCCAAUAGUAAAAAUAUUAGGUCAGACAGUGAUGUUGACAAUUCGGGAAGAAGUCACUCUUUGAGACGGAGUGUCUUGAUCAACAGUGCCAAAGCAAGAAGUAUGGAUUGCGAGAAGAAGGUGUCUUAUCAAAAAGUCAAAGUGGAUUGCGUUGUGGCUUUUCAGAAGUCCAAAAGUGUCCCCAUCCUUGCCGUGGCUACCUUCACGUAUGAAGAUUACGAGGACGGCACUCAGGUCCCCGUCUGCCUCACGCAGGCCGACACCUUCUGGUCAGCUCUCUUCUUCAUCCUGACCAUCGCAGUCUUCUUCAUCGUGCCUCUCGGCGUGCUUCUAGUCCUCUACAGCGUCAUUGCCAAGAACCUCAUGGAAAACCCCGUCAUUAUAGCACAGAAUACUAAGAAUACUAAUAACACAGGCAAUGUUGUACGUUACAGAAAGCAGGUCAUUCUCAUGCUUGGAACAGUUGUCUUAUCAUUCUUCCUCUGUCUUCUUCCGUUCAAAGCCCUCACGCUAUGGAUCAUCGUAUUCCCACCAGAGACAAUAAUGUCAUUAGGUAUAGAUGGUUACUAUAUACUUUUGUAUUUUUGUAGAGUAAUGCUGUACUUAAAUUCGGCGAUAAAUCCAAUAUUAUACAAUUUGAUGUCGUCCAAGUUUAGGGAAGGAUUCGUCAAGCUGUUAAAGAUAAAUAAGUUGAUGAGGUGUAGUCGCACGUUGAGAGAAACGAUGCAAAGACGUGAUACGUUCAACACAACAACCUCUACAGGAUUCUCUAGCAGUCAGAAUACUUCAGACUCAUUUUGGAGGAGAUAUAGCAAUAGAACAUCUUCCCAAAAAAUUUUCGUCAACAGAGAAAGUAAAAAAGUCAAAGAAGAAGUUCAACAAAUGAAAGUAGGUGAAAUUAUAAACGUGGAGAAUACAAGACGUAAUAGUAUGAAAAUGAUAGCAGCUAUUAAUGAGACAGAUAACGAGACAUACGCCGACGUACACGAUAAUCAUUAUUCUAAUGAACUAGCGAUAGACACUGCCAAUGAGAACAAUAAACAGAUACAAAUACUGAACCUAGAUGUUAAAACUAACAAUGUGUAUUCAAUAACUUUAGACGUAAGCGAUUCUGUGGAGGGUAGAAAUAAGUUCGUUUGUAUACCAACACUUGAUAGAGAGAAUAAUAUAUUUAUAUACGAUUACAGAACUAAGGAGAGCUUUGUAUGAAAUGUUUUGUUUGAUAAUGUAUUUGGCUGGGAGCCAGACUAUUAUGUGCAUUUACUUAGGCAAACAUUGUAUGACGAUUGAAUGUUACAUCACUGGUCUUAGAUUAUAUUGUAAUAAUCCUGCCAUCCUUCUUAAUUCUGACAUGACAAAUGUGAAUGAAUAUGCUUGGUAUUGUUUCAUUGCCAACUUAAACAAUGUUUCAUAUCUAGCUAGGUUGAACCCAUUCAAUUCCAAGCACUGUUUGAUUGUUCGGGUAUUUUAAGAAUGUAAAUCUUCAAAGCUUUAUCAAUCGAACAUUAACUUUCCAUUAUUGUAAUAAGAACUGAGGUCUGUAUAAGAUUCAGCUACUGUUACAGCCUUUUUAUCGUCCCACUGCUGGGCACAGGCCUCCUCUCACACGGAGAAGGGUGGAGCAUUAAUCACCACGUUUGCUCAAUGCGGGUUGGUGAUUUCACACUAUAUAUAGUCUAGUCAAGAUAUGUAUAGUCUAUGUAUAGUCAAGAUUCAGCUACAAUACCAGGAAACCCCGAAUAGCCAAAUAUGCAUAUAAGUAAUUCUUACGCACAUUCCUAUUAAUACCAGAUCAAUUUCGUCAUAGUAAUUAUUAAAGAGGACCUAUUAAACGGGUGUCGAUAGCAAUCAAAGGCCUUUGACAGAUCGCUUUGUUUCUAGAGUGCGUUCCAAUUUCACACACAAUUUGCGCGCACAUUAAUUAGGUUUCGGUACAGGCCUUUCGAUAAAUUAGCCCAUAAAUUCAAGGUACCCUUGCUAGUUAUUUGUUUUCGGAAGUAAGAGAUUGGUAAAAGGAGGACCUAAUAUUGUUGGAGACGAUAUACCUAAGUAAAAGCUAAUACGUUAAAAAUCUAAGAGAUAGUGAAUUGAAAUAAUUUUGAAGGUUUCUGAUCCAGUUUCAGAUUAAUAUAGUACACAAAUUCUUAAUUACUAAUACAUUGUAACUGGGAAAAUAAUUCUACUAGUUUAAGAAGAGCCCUGUCCCUUGCAGUGGGACAGCAAAAAAUGCUGAUGAUGAUGAUGAUAAAAUGUCACCAAGCCGGACUACGACGACCUCUGUGGCGCAAUGGUCACCAAGCCGGACUGCCGAAUCUGAGGUCCCGGGUUCGAUUCCCGGUUCGGUCGACAUUUGUGUGAUGAGCAUGCUUGUUGGCCGUGGUCUGGGUGUUACAAUAUGUAUUUAUAAAUAUGUAUAUGUGUAGCUAUAUGUAGUUUAUCAGUUGUGUUA
Messenger RNA from Helicoverpa armigera (cotton bollworm), 4185 nucleotides. RefSeq lists its product as uncharacterized. Gene Ontology annotation, cellular component: plasma membrane. Gene Ontology annotation, biological process: G protein-coupled receptor signaling pathway. The transcript has 6 exons. The record is from RefSeq and is a predicted model, not a curated record. Gene Ontology annotation, molecular function: G protein-coupled receptor activity. NCBI's taxonomy places the organism in Eukaryota, Metazoa, Arthropoda, Insecta, Lepidoptera, Noctuidae. The coding region runs from base 249 to 2945 and encodes 898 amino acids.